Molecule: messenger RNA, 8979 nt
Organism: Pocillopora meandrina
Lineage: Eukaryota; Metazoa; Cnidaria; Anthozoa; Scleractinia; Pocilloporidae
Source: the annotation of a GenBank genome assembly
CCACAUUAAAAGGUGUUUCGCGGCUUAACCGCUGACUGCUUGUGGUUUCUGAAAUGCACAGUUUACCGGAGUGUCGUGGAGUGUCGUGGAGUGUCGUGCAGUGUCGUGUUUGUCCUCUGCGCUCCUUGAAGUUUUUAGUUGUAAACGAAGUGGACAUGACAGAAGGGUUUAACUUCAGCCUCUGACUCUUAACUCAAUAUGUUGGCCGAAUUAGAACAGUUGGAUGAGUCAAGGGCAUGGCCACGAUUAUUUCAAGUAAGUUAAGUUCAGUUGUUUGUAAGCUCAUUAUUAAGCUAAUAUAACUUUUAGCCUCAUGUUCUUUUUUCCAGCUGUAAGCCAGUUUAAUUGUCAGAAGUCUAAUAAUGUUAGAAUAUGGCUUGUCGGGGAAUAUUUUUAUUUUAAAUUAAUUUUAAUGAUGCUCUGGUUUGUUUUAAACUAAUUUAAUUUCAUGCUGUAUUGAUAGAAACUCAACUGGGAAGCGAGCCAAAGAGCUGGAGCACUAACAGUUGCAAGACUUCCUGAAAACAGACAACUUAAUCGGUACAGAGAUGUUUUACCAUGUAAGUGAUUGCUCAGAUAGAUUAUUAACUACUUUUCAUUGAAGGACAAUGAAGAAAGGCUGUAAAUAUGUUACUAUUUUGGCUCCAGAUUGCGAAAUAAAAAACUCUGAAGAAGUUGCCCGAUCUGGUGUGUUACCAAAUAAGCCGUGACUUGAAUACAUCUAGGACAGUUUCCAGUUGCUACAUCUGUUACUAGACAGUGGAAUAAUCAUGUCUUAGUCGCAAGACUUUUAACUUAUUAAUUAAAUGUGAUAUUUUACUUGAUUGCUUUUCAAAUUGGUGUUGUAAACCAAAAUUGAAACUUAUUACUGACAACAACAAAAUGAAAAUGAAUGCUUACACUAAGGUAGUCUGGGUGAUAACAAUGGGAAAAUUCCUCACAUCAGAAAAAAUUUUAACCAUGUGUAUCUUGUACCAGGUUUCUGAAAGAGUAAAGCUGAUCAUCCUUCCAUUAGUCUGGUAUAAAUUGGGCUAUUAGGCAAUUACUGGAUGAGGUUGAGUGUGAUAUCAUGAAUUAUCAUUGCCAAAGUUUGAGUUAUCUAUCUUGAGAUAACACUGACAUGAGGUUUGAUAAUUCAUGAUAUCAUGUGAAAACCAAAUUGAAUAAUUGAUUUAUCAUACAUUUUUUAAACAAUCUGCAAAAGAAGAAACUUCUCUGAGUUUGCCAAAGUUUGAGAACGUUACACCAACAAAGGGCUUGGAGGCUAGAUAGACUUGAACUUAACAUGAUAACCUAAUAUCUACUUAGACAUUGAUGUUUGUUUUAUAACUUGCAGAGCUGUGUUAGAUUAUUUUUGAGUUUGGAGUAAUGACCACAAUGUACAGUAGAAGUCUUGAUGAGACUGUGAAGUCUUUUUUUCCCUUCUUGCCAUAAAACUUUGUAUGAACCUUCACUUUUAACUGUGCAGAUGACUCAAUUUUGAGAUGAUUGACCAACAAGCACUUACCUUGUUGUGAUAGGGCUUUCAACAGUAAUGUAUUUACUGGUUGCUUUCAGAUGACCACAGUAGAAUCAUUUUAAAGCAAGGAUCCUCAGACUAUAUCAAUGCUAACCUUGUUGAGGUAUUUGUUACUAUUCAGAAUGAUGAUAAAAUUUGGAUUUGUUUUGUUCACUUACCAUAAGUUGAAGCAUCUUGGAUUUUAUGAACAUUUUUAAUUAGAACUUGCAUAUUAUUAUUUUAAGUUAGGCAUUAUAAUUGUGCAGUUAUUUUGCUGAAGGGAGGGUCUCUCUACAGGGUUAUUGUGCCAUUUCAUAGGUCAGGGAGAUGCUUUUGUUUUGUUUGGGUAUACAGUCAGGCAAAUAAACAAUAGAUGUGUGACCAGUUAGAGUGCAUGUUGUUUCUAAGUUAUGUCAUAAUGAAGAAUGAUUCAAUUUGUCUCAACAGAUUUCAAGAUUGAACAAAAAGUAUAUUUUGACCCAGGUUUGUUGUAUUGAAUAUGACCAAGAAAAGCAAGUGUUAUGCAAUUAUGCUAUCUCUAAAAAUGGUACAUACAUUGAUUCCUAGCAGGGGCAAUGUGGGAAAUUCAUUUCCUGUACUCUGCAGAUUUUAUUCAGUAUUAGCUCAUGCAAGGAGUUCAUGGUUAAUUCUAAAAUUGAUUUUUUUCAAAUUUCAGGGACCAUUACCUCAUACUGCAAAUCACUUCUGGCAGAUGAUAUGGGAGCAAAACACAGCUGCUAUAAUCAUGUUGAACAAAGUAGUGGAAAAAAAUCAGGCAAGUACAAAUCUUAUCAUAGACUUUUAUAUUUAAUUUCAGGUGUCUCAAACUUCCAGUUAUUUGGGACAAAACCUGUGUCUUUGGGUGUAGACUUUAUGUUAACAUGUUGCUGCCAGGUUUAACCUUAGGUAACUUGAACAUUGGGAACCUUAUACCAUUCUAACUGGUCUUUGGAAAGUUCAAGAAUUAACAGGGCUCCACCAUUCUUUAUAAUCUAUGUAAACUGGAGAAUUUGAAUUCACUAUGAAGAGUUUUUACAGAAAAUAUAUACAAUUAUAUGUAACAAUGAAAGUAAAACACAGUGGUCAUGAGGGUGCUCUGUGUUUGAUGCAAUUAUUGAUCAUGUCACUGGAAUGUUUUCAUGUCACAAUACUACUUUAAUAAUUCCACAAGGUUACAUGGAAAAAGGCCACAGAAAAUACAGCAUUCCAUUGGGAGUAAAAAAAUUUUCUUACACAUGUUUGUUACAUUGCAGAUCAAGUGUUACCAGUACUGGCCAUGUGGAGAGGCCUAUGCCCAUUCUAAUCAGCUUGAGUUUGGUAACUUCAAAAUCAACUACCUUCGGGAGUUGCACAAUGAAUACUUCACCAUAAGAUCACUGGAACUAGAAAAUAUUUUGGUCAGUAGUUGAAGUUACUUACGUUGUUUCCUUUUUUGACUACUUUUGAUCAAACAGGCAUGAGUUAAGACAGGUUGUCAUUAUUAUCUUUUAGACAGGAGAGAAACGUCCAAUAGAGCAUUUUCACUAUUUGACAUGGCCAGACUUUGGAGUGCCUACCUCACCUGCUACUUUCCUGGCUUUCCUGUUUGAAGUGCGCAGGGCGGGAGUGAUGUCUAAUGAUGUAGGACCCUGUGUAAUUCAUUGUAGGCAUGUUAUUUAACCUUUUAUUUUUUUCAUACAAUUAGUGGUAGCAUUUUCUUCUAAAUAGCAUAGGAAUGGAUUUUAAUCAAGAAACUACAGCUGACAGAAACCUCUAUACAGGGAAGUGACUCUGGCAGACUCCUUUGAAAAUGUUAUUUAAUAUAUUUUAUGUAUUUGAAGUUUAAAAUAUUUAGGCUUUAAAUAUCCUGAAGAGGUUUCUGUGCUUACUUUUGAAGUGCUGGAAUAGGAAGGUCCGGAACAUUUGUCAUGGUGGAUUCAGUUCUGACAGAGGUGAGUAGGGAUCAAAUUAUAUAUACUAUAGGUUUCUAUCAUUGAUGUUGUCAGGGUAAGAAAUCAUCCUGAAAAAUGAAUACCAGACAAAGCACCUCUUAAAUGUUGGUGACACUUUAAAAAAAAAUGGCCACCACUAAUCCGCGUUACCACCAGUGCCUUUGUUUGGAGGCUUGGCAUAUCAACUCUGCCCACGCCCCUUUAAAUCGUGACAAUGGCAGUUUGCUUCCUGACGCCUAUUUACACCUUGUCAGAAAAAAAGGCUGCUAAUUAGUGAUCAUAUAAAAGGACCUCUUGUUGUAGCGUUUAGAUCACCCCUGAUGAAGGCACUAGGCAGGAGUGUUGAAACGUUGGGUCUAUCAAUUGUAACUUCUUCAGUUACAUUCAUUAAAUCUGCAAACCAGAGUAGCAUCAAACUAUGUCUAAGUUUUUGUUUCUUUACCAUUUGAGCAGUCCAUUUCUUAUGUUGGAAGAUUCCUGUUAUAUUUUUUUUAUCAGAUUGAGCAUGAGGAAGACAUGAAUCAGAUUGAUAUCCAAGCCAUGUUACUAGAAAUAAGGCAAUAUAGAGUGGGUCUCAUUCAAACACCAGAUCAACUGCGCUUCACAUACCUGGCCAUUUUAGAAGGUGUACGUGUUCUAAUGCCUGAAAUAUAUCACAGAGCUGUAAAGCAUCAGAUACAACCAAAUACUGGUGAGUUAACUCAGUCUGGCUGUGCACACAGUGAAUUAUAGUGUGUAACAACAUUUCAGGCUUAUACUCCAGAGGGUUAGAGGCUUUAAAUCUAUGGAUAAGUUGAACUUCUCACAUACUGGAAGAUAAAAAUGCUGUUUCAAAAAAGAAUGAAAGGUGACUUGUAUCAUUUUUAUCUACUGUGCAAACAUUACACUUAGCAUGACAAAAAAUUGCUGACAGGCCUUUUUGAGCCAAGCAUUUAUAUUCUGAGUUCUAAAGAUGAUCUGGAAACAUUGGAAAGGCUUCAAGAAGACAAACCAUGUUAUUUGUACCAUUAAUAUUUCAUUAAAGAGUAUGGUGUCCCCUCAGAGUCAUAAGCACCAUAAGGGCCAUAAGCAGCACAUCCAGCUUGAAAAGAAUUCAGGCUAAAUGACAAAAAAUGCAAUAAUCCGUUGAACAACUGUCAUGCAAGAGGUCAUGUACAUGGUACAUUCUUGGCCAGGCAUGACCUCUUGUGCAAUAGCUGUUCAACCGAUAACACUGCUGUGUUAAGUCAUUUUAGCCAAAAUUCCUUUCAGGCUGGAUAUGCUGCUUAUGGCAGGCCAAGAAAGAAAAUUUGAGGUAUUAAACUGCAAGGAUAAAGCUUAAAGAUGAUUUAUAUUAUGAUUUGCAAAUAUGUAUACCAGACCUUUUUGUAGGCCUUUAAAUAGGCCAUAGCAGCUGUUCAGCAGUUGGCAUUGCAUUUUUGUCAUAAUAGCCCAAAGUCUUUUCAACCUGGAAAUGCCACUUAUGACAGGCCAAGAUAGAGAAUUGGAAGAAUCAAACUACAUAAAGCUGUAAGAUGAUGUAAAUAAUGAUUUGUAAAUAAAUAUGUUAUACCUUCUUAUAGGCUAUUGAAGUUGACCUCUAUUUUACCACUGAAAUAGACAUAAAGAACAUUAUUUCUAUGGCUCAUUAUGCAGACUUAUUUGCAACAACAUAACAAAUCCACAUUUUCGACAAGAUAAAGGAAUCAUCUGCUAGCACACAAAAUUUAAAGGCAGGAUUACAUUGUGUUGUGGCAUACGAAGUGACAAUGACCAUUUGAACUUUUCGGUUUUUCAGAGAAAGCAAAGUAAAAUAGAAUUUUUUGAUAUAAUUUUUGAAAAAGGUUCAUCAAAAGGUUCCUUUAGGAAAAAUAAAAUUAAUUAUGAAAUUUUGCAACUGUCAUCGAAUUCUUGAUAUUUUCGGUCAGUGGCUCUUAAUUUAUGUUCCCAUUCAAGUUUGACUGUUUACCCAUCCACCAAUGAAAUGUUACCUGCAUUUUUGACUACUGGUUCAUUAAGCCAAAAUUUAAAAUUUCAAAAAUGUUUCUGCAAAAUGUUUUAUGACAGUCUCCUUUAUUUCUCUGAAAGGUGAUGACCAGGAUGAUGAAGUAGUUACAAGUAAAAGAGAUGAUACAAGCCAUCAGGAGGGGGAGAAAGAGGAGACACCACCUCCACUACCACCACGACGAAGGCAUGCUGAGACUACUGAUGAACCAGAGAAUAAGAAGAGUCGUAUAGGUGAACCUGGUAUGUUACUAACAGUACACCCUAAUGAAAUAAUAUUAAGAUAAGGAGUAAGAGGUUACAGGGAAUGUAUUCUAUAAUCAGUGGAUAGAUUACUACUAGAAAGGUCUGCACUGAAACAUGAAUUAGGGGAGCAAAUGAGAGGAAUACAUUUGGAAUAAUGUUUAGUGACUAAGAGAAUGCAUCCUCUAAUCUGUAAGAAAACUUCAAUAUUGAUUAUUAUACAGAAUACCAGGUCUUCUUUUGAUUUUUUGUACAUCUAUUUUUUUAGUUAUUUAUUUGUUUGUGGUAUUUGCAAGGCAAAAUUAAUUUAAAAGUAAAAACCAAACAUUUUUAACACUAGGUCAUCAUUUUAUUAAUUUGUUUAUUUAUUUAUUUUUGAUGAUGACCUCAUGUCAAAAAUGUUUGGUUUUUACUUUAUAAGUAUAUUUUUGUCUUGUAAAUAGCUCAUAUUUAACCUAAGCAAACUUUCUAGACAUUUAUUUGUUUGUCACUUGUCUGAAUUCAGUUACCUACAUGACAGAGCCAAAAUCAGAGGUAGAAGAGGUUUUUUCAGACAGUGGUAGUGAUGGGUCAGAUGAAGUCAUCAACCUGUCUUCCUUGUCAGAAUCAGAGACUGAUGAUGACACUGUUCAAAUAAGGGAAAGCUUACUAGAUGAUUCAAAAGAUGAUGAAACACAACAAAAUUACAACUUAAAGGUUAAUAUUUGGUUUCUGGUGAAACUAAUUCUUUUGUUUGUUUUCUUGUGAAUUUUUUGCAUGCAUUAGCUACUUAAAUGAGGAUCCUGCUGUACAAUUGCUUGAGUUUAAGUGAUCUUUGUUUUUCUUAUUCUCUCUUAGGAACGAAACAAACUAUCCCCUGUGCAUGCUGAGUUACUCAUAAAAGAUGAUACACUAGAACAAUCAGAGGAGGAGGGUCUUCAAAUAACAGAUGAGGGGUCUAAACUGAAAGAUGUGCCUCAAUCAACUGCUGUAGAGGAUCAACAUACCAAGGAAGGUACUGUCCAUACAAGAGACAAGGAAGACCCUCAACCAUUAGAUGAAGGGGUUCUUCACCUGUCGGAUGAGGGAAGUUGCAAUGCCAAAGACUACUGUCUAAACCCAAGAGAUGGCUGCAAACCUUCAAACCAGGGAUGUGAAGUUACCACUGGAGGUCUCAAAACAGUAGAUGAAGGGUUGCAAUCAACAAGUAAAGGCCAAGUAAAGGAGAAUGAGAGGUAUAAAUGAUCAUACAAUAUUAGCAAAGAGCACUGAGAAUAAACAAUUCUACUGGACAGUGAAAAAAAAAAAGAAAAGGAGUAAACCUACCGAAGAUGGGAUAGAGAUAGUGGCUGGAACCUUUUAAUGAAUGCGCAUGGAGAUGUGUGGAUGUGAAUUACAAACUGAAUGUUAACCAUUAAUAUGAUUAGAGACCAAAUUGGACUCCACUUCAUCCUAAUACCAAUUAAUCAUAACCGUUAAAAUUUCCAAAAACACAAAUACAUUAAGGACAAACAUCUGCAGUAGAGACAAUGUCUAAAGAAAAAAAUCCCUCAAUUUUGGAAAUUUCCCAGGUUUUUUUUUCAGGAUAUGUGAUUCUUGCUAUGAUCAUUGUGAUCAAUACAGUGAUUAGUGGAUUUAGCUGAGUGGACUUAGUAUGAUUGGCUGCUUCAACUGUCCAAUUACAGGCAUCCAAUUACAGCCAAAUGUCCAAUUACGACUGUACAGAAUGAUAAGUGAAGAAUAAAGCAGCUAAUGCACUAAUCACAUUUGAGGAAAUUGUAAUGGUUAUGAUUAGGAAUGGAGAAAGUCCACAUGGACGGCAGAAUAAAAAAUCAAGUCACCAUGGAGCUUAUGUGAAAACAGCCAGCAAACUUGUGCUAAUAACAUUCUUUAGAACAGCGUCAACAACAUACUGCAUUUUUUUGUUCAUAGUGGUAUGGAAGUACGUAAGCGAAGGGAAGAACGCAGGAAAAAGACAUCUGAUAUGAUUGAUAAAAUAAAGAAGAAUGUCAAACAAAGUGAAGAUACAAAAGUAUGGAACUUCAGAUUGAUGGUAUCAGGGGGAAUCCUAUUAGGAUGUACAGUGGCAUACUUGGCUUACAGAUACUUCACUCAUGGCUAGUUUUUCCUCUUCUUCAUUGAAGUGAUGUGUAAUUUUUUUUUGAGUGCUUUUCAUGGUUAUUUCUCUUGUAACUUACAUGAUAAUUUUUUUAAUAAUGUCCUUUUUGAACCUGAUUCCAACUCAUUUUUACAGAUUUUAAGAUACUUUUUAAGACAUCUCUAUAUGACAGGGCUAAAUGAUGACAGUGUGUACUGAAAGAUACAGCAUGUAGAGCUUUGAUUUCAUAUGUGGUUGGAAAGUUGCAGUAACAAUGUGGAAACCCUUAUUAUUUUCAACCCCAAAGUAUUCUUUACUUGGGUAUGAGUUCUGCUUUGAUUUUAAUGGUUAUAUUUUGUUUUUAUAAUGACAUACACUGAAUUGAUAUUCAUGAGUUUGAAAAUAAGAGAAAGUCACAUUUCAGUGAAUGAACAUGAACUACAAGAUACACAUAUGCCAAAAAGGAACAUUUUCCAAAAGAUUUGUAAUUUUCCAAAUUUCCCUCAACAACAUUAAUUUGUAUUUUUUACAAGAGUCAGUAAACAAAUUUUUAUUGUCCAAAAUGUUCAUUUUUUUUUCCAAUACACUUAUUGUAUGUGUAAACUCAUCAGCUUAAUACGAUACUUUAAGGUGAAUUUUAAUUCUUAAUUGAUGUUUCACCAACUAAUUAAACUAGCAUUUUUUUAAAGUUAUUUUGAAAAAAAAUCAGUUUCAGAUGUGCUCAUCUUCUGUUUCAUUUACAUUGAAUGUUUAAAUUGUAAAAAGACUAUUUGUUGGUUGAUGAAAAGAAUAAUGACAUUUUAUGUGUAAUCUGCUACUUAAUGUAGCUGUAAGAGUAACUUUUUAAAUAUAGUUAUAAUGUUUGAGGUAAGGGUGAAGAGAGACAGUGUUGGUUAAAGUGCAUUUUGUUGUUGGUGAACUGCUAUUGAUUUUUUUUUUCAUGCUAUGGAGACACUAUGGAAUGAUGCAAAAAAAAUUGAAUCUUUUGCUGAUUGUUAGUUCUGAGGCUAUAUUGCUGACGAGAACAGUGACAUCAUUUUUUCUUAAUGUAGCUAAGCUGUAAUAAUUUAGACUUGACCAAAAGUAUUCUUAAUUUCCCAGAAGCAUACUGUUGUCUUAUAUUGUUAUAAAUAUUAUUACAUUAAUUUGUGCAAAAUCAAUUCAGUUAUGAAUCCUUAAUUUUAUCCUUAGGGUAAUGUAGUUCAUUUUAUACAGUAUUUUGCACAAAUUUCACAUUAAAUGAUUGU